CCAGAAUAAGUCUUCUAGCUUCCGUCCCAAUUCACUACAUUCGGCCCAGACGGUACCGAGCAUUCCAGCAGAAGUUCUAGAUGAUAUAUGCUGGCGAUUUUUGUAUAAUAUACCAGAUAAUGAGAGGAAUGAUUUGAUUCGUACUUGUUUUCAAAUUGAGCAGGCUCACUGGUAUUAUGUGGACUUUUUUUGUAAAGAUAAGGAGUUCAAAAGUCAAUGUCCGGACUUAGGACAGCGGGAUUUUAUGAAGUGUCCCAAGUGCUUCCUCGCGUAUUACGUUCUAGAGAAGUGGCGGUCGUACAAAUCCGUUGUCCCAACUUACGGUGCUAUACUGUUAGAUAGCACUUUGAAUUAUGUUUUACUGAUUCAAGGUUUCUAUGCAAGAAGCAGUUGGGGGUUCCCAAAAGGAAAGUUGAAUGAAGGUGAAGAACCUACUGUUUGUGCAGCUAGAGAAGUAGAAGAAGAAGUUGGGUACGACAUUAGUGAAAAAAUUUCCGAGAAAUUAUUUAUACAAAAGUUCGUCAAUGAAACAUUGGUGCGGCUUUACUUGAUCACAGAUGUUCCUGUCGACUAUCAUUAUGCGCCGAAAACUCGAAAUGAGAUUGGCAAAAUACAGUGGUUUUCUAUAUGGGAUUUGCCAACUGACCGAAAUGACACAAAGACUUCCGAACGUAUUGGUUAUUCACCAAAUAAUUUUUAUACAGCUCUACCUUUCAUUAAUGAUUUACGUGAGUAUGUGAGUAGGCAACAGAAAAAAAGAUUGAAGAAACCGAAAGUAAUAACGCUUGCCUCAAGAUGGGGAAUGGAAAUCAAUGUUACUUAUUCUUUUUCAGAAAGGCUGGAAAGUUUACCUCCGAUCCUUGGUACAUUACUUCCAAACCUGGAGAACAACAGCCUAUCACAACACACGUCUGGGCUAAACAUCACAGGCAGUCAGCGAGAUGUCUCGCCGUCCAGCACUUUUUUCAAACCAGUUUCGAUAGCUCCAUUAACCUUUACCGGUCCAUCUUUUAUGGAACUAGUGCUAUCUAACGUUUCGAAAUCACCGAAUGGUUAG
This is a messenger RNA of Enterobius vermicularis (human pinworm), 1057 nucleotides long. Lineage: Eukaryota; Metazoa; Nematoda; Chromadorea; Rhabditida; Oxyuridae. The record is from the annotation of a GenBank genome assembly.